Symbiodinium necroappetens is the source of this 758-nucleotide messenger RNA. NCBI's taxonomy places the organism in Eukaryota, Dinophyceae, Suessiales, Symbiodiniaceae. The record is from the annotation of a GenBank genome assembly.
GAAUUGUGGACCCUAUGCUGCAAAGGAUGGCGGCAUGUGGCAACUCCCGAACAGUCCCUGCCCGUUCCGAUAUCAACAACAGAUGUACGUAUCAGGGUGUCACGCAGAGGGCGGCCGUUGAGGACCAGGCUCGUGAAAUAUCCGAUGCUGCUGCCUUCGGAUUGGGCUACAAACAUCUUCAGGAUGGGAGGCAUACGCUGUGCACACGUCUCCUUCUGGCCGUGAUUCCGUCUGUUCUCUAUGUCAAAGAGGAGACGAUGGAUGGUGUGAACUUCAAGGGCCGAAACCUCCAUUUUCACUUCGCUUACACGGGAACUAAAGGAGAUUGGCCUUUUUUGCGAUCAGGCUUUAAAUUGAAUUGUGGAUUCAAUUGUCGCCGCAAGUGCCAUUUGUGUGAUAUCUCAGAAUGGUGGGAUGUCAAGGGUGAGAUCAAGCACCUACCAGCAGAUUAUGUUCCGGACAAUCCCUUCAAAGUUGGGUUGGCGCCCUCCCCACUACGAUCUCUUUCCGACGAAGCAAACAAAAUUCGUGUCGAUGCCGCCCACACGUGGGCGAUCAACGGAAUUGGGAAGGACCUCUACUCAAGCACACUGGUUUUGGGGGCAAGAAUGGGCUUCUUCGGGGCUGGAUCCAUGGAUGAACGACUGAAAGUGGCUUAUUCUCGGUUCGACAAAUUCUGCAGAGCACAGAAGAAGUAUACCAGUAUCGAUGCCUUCAACCACAUGACAUUGAAAACUUCGAAGAUGCACCCUGCUUAA